UUUGUUUUUGUUAAGGUGAUCAGCGCGCGCCCAGUCUCAGUGUGGAUCGAUCGGCCGCCACGCAUGUGCUCUGGCUGACUGAGUGAUCGAUACCGGAGGAUCGCCGGAUGCAUGCCCGGAGAAGAAGAAUAAAGGAUCGGUCGUGAGGAAGAGGAAGCGGAAAGGAAGGGAUAUUAAUUGCUGCCGAUCGUGGAUUUUUAUGCGCUUCUACUGCUAGCUGCGGUCGCGGGUGAGGAGCUAGCUAGGUAAUCAAGUCGAUCGAUCAUGGAGGCGCGGCCGCCGGUGUUGGUCAUUGUCGUCGUCGCGCUCUGCGUUGUAUCCCUCUGCGGCGGUGUUGCCGCGGCCGAGAACCUGACCUUGGCGCGGCUGUUCCCCUCGUCAUCGUACCACGGCGCAGCGGCGGUCACCUACAACGUCAAGAACUACGGCGCUAAAGGCAACGGCGCCACCGACGACACCAAGGCGCUAAUGGCCGCGUGGAAGGUGGCGUGCGCGGCGGCCGGCGCGGUGACGCUGCAGGUCCCGGCGGGGGUAUACUACAUGGGCCCGACGCAGUUCCACGGCCCCUGCAAGGCCACCUCCCUCACCUUCUUGCUCCAGGGGACGCUCAAGGCAGCGACGGAUCUGAGCCGCUUCGGCAACGACUGGAUCGAGUUCGGGUGGGUGAAGGGCCUCAUCGUCGCCGGCCAGAACGGCGCCGCCAUCGACGGCCAGGGCGCCGCCUCCUGGCCCUUCAACAAGUGCCCCAUCCGAAAGGACUGCAAAGUCCUCCCCACCAGCGUGCUGUUCGUGAACAAUGAGAACACGGUGGUGAAGGACAUCUCGUCGGUGAACAGCAAGUUCUUUCACUUCGCGCUGCUGCAGAACAAGAACACCCAGAUGAUCAACCUGCGGAUCAACGCGCCGGGGACCAGCCCCAACACGGACGGCAUCCACAUCGAGCGGUGCGCGGGGGUGACCAUCGCCGACACCAAGAUCAGCACCGGCGACGACUGCAUCUCCAUCGGCCAGGGCAACGACAACAUCGACAUCCAGCGCGUGACCUGCGGCCCGGGUCACGGCAUGAGCGUGGGCAGCCUGGGGCGGUACGUCGGGGAGGGGGACGUGACCCGCGUGCACGUCAAGGACAUGACCUUCGAUGGCACCAUGAACGGGGUGCGCAUCAAGACCUGGGAGAACUCGCCCACCAAGAGCCUGGCGGCGCACAUGGUGUUCGAGAGCUUGGUGAUGAAGGACGUGCAGAACCCGGUGAUCAUCGACCAGAAGUACUGCCCCUACUACAACUGCGAGCACAAGUACGUGUCCGGGGUCACCAUCAAGAACGUCACCUUCAAGAACAUCAAGGGCACCUCGUCGCUGCCCGUCGCCGUGCUGCUCCGCUGCGGCGUGCCGUGCCAGGGCCUCGUGCUCCAGGACCUCGACCUCAAGUUCAAGGGCGCCGGCACCACAUCGUCCAAGUGCGAGAACGCCAAGGCAAAGUACGUCGGCUACAUGUACCCCAAGCCGUGCGUAUAGACAUACUACGACGGCCAUUUUGAUGCUCGAUCUUCUUUUUCCUCCUCCUCCUCCUCCUCCUCCUCCUCCUCCUCCUUCUUCUAGUUUUGAUUGGUUGAUGUUUCCUAGGCGAUUUUGUCGUUGUUUCUUGUUGUUGCUUAGAAGAUUUCGUUUUCUUUUUGUUUUAGUGUGUGUGUGUGUGUGGCAUAAGGGGAGCUGCCGGUUGCUGGCCUCUGAGCAAGUAGUAGUAGCAAGCUUUGUACAUUCUGAGGUGAAUAAUACUGCUCGGCUCUGACUAGAGUUAUACCAGUGCCUAGCCUAGCUAGUUCA
This is a messenger RNA of Triticum dicoccoides, 1824 nucleotides long. RefSeq names its product exopolygalacturonase-like. The record is from RefSeq and is a predicted model, not a curated record. The transcript is spliced from 4 exons. Gene Ontology annotation, biological process: carbohydrate metabolic process. Bases 265 to 1515 code for a protein of 416 amino acids. NCBI's taxonomy places the organism in Eukaryota, Viridiplantae, Streptophyta, Magnoliopsida, Poales, Poaceae. Gene Ontology annotation, molecular function: polygalacturonase activity.